Hippoglossus stenolepis (Pacific halibut) is the source of this 2706-nucleotide messenger RNA. RefSeq names its product protein NDRG3. Gene Ontology annotation, cellular component: cytoplasm. NCBI's taxonomy places the organism in Eukaryota, Metazoa, Chordata, Actinopteri, Pleuronectiformes, Pleuronectidae. Bases 274 to 1389 code for a protein of 371 amino acids. Gene Ontology annotation, biological process: signal transduction. The record is from RefSeq and is a predicted model, not a curated record. The transcript is spliced from 16 exons.
CUUGUUGUUUACGUUGACGUGGCCCCGCCCCCCCUGCUCCUCGUGCUGCCGCUGACGGAGAGCAGCGCGCGCCGCUCCGCCCCGACCGUCAACUAGCCCACACUAACUAACUAGUCGUUACACGGACGACUCGAGUUACACACGGGAGCUAACGGCUAACGGCUAACGGCUGCCUGACGGUGAGUGCUCACCGCCUCUGUCACCGGGUAACGGUCAGUCACCUGACCAGCUGCUAACAGGAGGAUUUUACCAAGGUGACUGUAAAGUUGUCUUAUGAUGGAGGAGCUUCACGACGUCCAGCUGACUGAGAUCAAACCCCUCCUGACGGGACAGAACGGGAGAAAUCUCCAGGACUUUGACUGUCAGGAGCACGAUGUGGAGACGGCCCACGGUGUGCUGCACGUUACCAUGAGGGGAGUUGCUAAGGGCAACCGACCCACAAUCCUCACCUACCAUGACAUCGGACUUAACCAUAAGUCUUGUUUCAACAGCCUGUUUAACUACGAGGACAUGCUGGAAGUGACACAGCAUUUCUCAGUUCUGCAUGUCGAUGCUCCAGGACAGCAGGAGAACGCUCCCAUAUUCCCCACCGGGUACCAGUACCCCACCAUGGAUGAGCUGGCUGAGAUGCUGCCAUCUGUCCUCACACAGCUUCAGGUGAAGAGUGUGAUUGGUAUCGGGGUUGGAGCUGGAGCUUACGUACUCACCAAACUGGCUCUGAAUGAGCCAAGUCUGGUGGAGAGUUUAGUUCUGAUCGACAUUGACCCCUGUGCCAAAGGCUGGAUGGACUGGGCUGCCUCUAAGCUGAGCGGCUGGACCAGCAACCUGGUCGACAUCAUCAUGGGACACCACUUCAGCACCGACGAGUUAACGGAGAACAAGGAGAUCAUCCAGACAUACAGACUGCACAUCUCUCAGGAUAUACCACAGGAUAACCUGGUCAUGUUCUACAGCAGCUACGACAGUCGUACUGAGUUGCAGAUGGAGCGGCCGGUCGUGGGUCUGAAUGAAAACACAGUCACCACACUCAGGUGUCCUGCUCUGCUGGUGGUUGGAGACACGUCGCCUGCUGUUGAUGCUGUGGUGGAGUGUAACUCCAGACUGAACCCGACCAAGACCACCCUGCUCAAGAUGGCGGACUGUGGAGGACUUCCUCAGGUGGUGCAGCCUGGAAAACUAGCAGAGGCCUUCAAGUAUUUUGUGCAGGGGAUGGGCUACAUGCCCACAGCUGGUAUGACCCGGCUGGUUCGCUCCAGGACUCACUCGGCCUCCAGUGUCGGCUCCACAGAUGGAGUCCGGAGCCGCACUACCACCAACACCCUUCCCGAGGGAGUCAACUCCUCCAGCUCCGAGCUCACGGUGCCGCACACCAUUGAGAUGACGUCGUAGAACUGUUCUCUCCAUCUUUACUCCUCCGUGCUUCUUCUCCUCCUGUUCCCUGAACUCAACAGUUCUGCUGUUUUAGUUGUAAACGUUCUUUCUAAAAAGAAAACGCUCAAAAAGGUCAAACAUUGUUUAUAGUUGAGACGACGACGCUCGGCUCCAGAUUUCCUCCCCGUGAGUUCGUGGAGUUUAGAUCUGAUACCAGUGUCAGCAGCAGCCAUGUUGACUCUGUUGUCAUGUCGUCUUUAGAAUGCUGAUGCGGUUGCCAUGGUGAUUCUGUAGAUGUAACCGUACAUGGAGUUCCGCCGGCUCACAUUAAUAUUCAGUUGUGUUGUAUUUCUUCAAGUGGUUUCCUCAGGUCAGAUGUUCACUUUAACUCUUUUCUUCCUUUAGUUUGGUUUUACUCUUACGAUUGUAAUCUUUAUUUUGUUGAGUGAUGUUCGCGGUGCCGUUGGUGAAGCUCGUCUCGUCUCCCAAACAUCGGGAACUUUGACUCAAGUGUUUUUUUCUAUCCGUGACUCAGAGCAUCUGUUCUUCUUGAGGCAGGUGAGACACUUCCUGUAACAGCGGAUCUGACGUCAGACUGAAUGAAACUCAUUUAAAACGAUUGCUGUUCUGCUGCUGUUUCCGUCAUGGUGACCUCUGACCUCUCUAUUGUACAUUAUCUUUAUUAUUCGCUGCGGCUCCUGCUCUGCUCGUCCGGCCGGUCGGCAGCAUGCUCGUCGUUGACUUGUGGCAUGACAACUGUUCAGUGGUCCAGUGAGUGGUGUUGUUCAGCUGGGGCAGAGGGGGGGUUCUACAUUGUGCUGUUUCUCUGGACUGAGCAGGUUCAUCAUCACGGUCACCUGAAAUCACUGGACAGUGAUGACAUAAUGAUUAGUGAGGAUCGUACAGACUGAGCUACGUGACGCUGCAACGCUUCAGCAGUCGUUUGGCUUCAGGGACGUUUUGUGAUGAUUUGCACUUUGAAGGAGUCGAUUAAGCCGUCGCUCAGAGUCCUGAUGCUCAGUCUGGACUUGAGAAGGUUCAGGUUUGUUAGGAAUCACACGUGUGAAUAAAACAACGACAGGUUCCCAGGUUUAAAGUCGACCCACAAACUGUUUCCUGCAGAUGAGAGGAAGUGUUUAGUUCUUUUAUUCUAUAUAUUCUCACUGUAACUCUACCGUUUCUUACUGUUCAAUAUUUAAUACAAAUAUUACUUUAUAGAUUUGAACACCAGUAGCUGUUGUUAAACUGAGGUUUGUACUUAAUAGAUGUUUCAUGUAAACAAGCUUUGUACUGACAAAUAAAGUUUGUUAUCAAUAAAGACAGAACAAGUUUUCA